Molecule: messenger RNA, 2130 nt
Organism: Tetrahymena thermophila SB210
Lineage: Eukaryota; Ciliophora; Oligohymenophorea; Hymenostomatida; Tetrahymenidae
Product: kinase domain protein
Exons: 4
Biological process (GO): autophagosome organization; peptidyl-serine phosphorylation; autophagy
Cellular component (GO): cytoplasm; autophagosome
Molecular function (GO): protein serine/threonine kinase activity; ATP binding
Source: RefSeq, a predicted model, not a curated record
AUGAAUUAAGGUUGCAACUCUUAUCUUUAAAUUGAUAACUACUAAAUAGAUAGAAAUAAAAUUUUAGGGACAGGAGGAUUUGCUUCUGUUUAUUUGGGGUACUAUGCAAAAGGUAAAUCAAACUCUAGUGAAGAAAUGAACUAGCUUUUUGCGAUUAAAGAGAUAUCAAUAAAUAAUGAAUUUGAAAUUACAAACUCUCUAAUUAGAGAAAUAAAUAUGCUUAGACAUCUAAAAAAUAGACAUAUAAUAUAGUUUAUUGAUGCUAAAAAGACAGAAAAUCAUUUUUAUUUAAUAAUGGAAUACUGUUCCGAAGGAACGCUAGAAGAUUUAGUUAGACAUAAAUAAUUAAAUGAAGAUUAAAUUUUAACAUAUUUUAAUUAGAUUGUUUAUGCUCUUAAAUAUUUAUACUCUAAAAAAAUAUUCCAUAGAGAUAUUAAGCCUAAGAAUAUACUUCUUCAUAAUGGUGAAAUUAAGUUAGUUGAUUUUGGUUUAAGUAAAAUCAUAGCUGAUUAAAAUAUAAAUAUUACUUAAGGUUUUAAUACUUGUGUUGGUACUCCUUAGUUUAUGGCACCUGAAAUGCUUAAAGGUAUUGGCUGGCAAGAAAAAAGCGAUAUUUGGUCUUUAGGUUCUACCUUGUAUUAUAUGAUUUUUAAGGAGCUACCUUGGGAUUAAUAUUCCACUAGCAGCAUGGCAAUUUUAGAAUAAAUUGAAAGAAUAUUUGGAAUACCACAAGCAUCUGCUGCAGGAGUUUCUCCUCCUACUUAACCUGUUUCAUCAUCGCCUUAGAUAAACAAAUAAGGAGAAUAAUAAUAAAUAUUAGAAAAAUAAAUUUCUCAAGAACCUUCUUUAUAAGAAAAUAAUUCAAAUGAAAGAAAUGAUCCUUAAAAUUAGAAUGAUAAAAAGGUAAGCCAAAAUGAGAAUCAAAUUACUUAGUAAGACAUGCAAAGAUCCAUGUUAGAGGCAUCAAUUAAAAACUAGAAAAAUACAAUUAAAAAUCCUCAUGGAAGUUUGGAUUUGCUUAAAGAUUAAAAAUCCAAUAAAAAAAAGGUUUAUGAUUAAAUAGAUGAAAAAUUAAAAUAUUUACUACCAAAAGAUAAAAACAAUUCUGAAUCUAUUCAAGUUUCAGAAAAAACACUCAGAUUAUUAGACUCUAUGCUUUAAGUAGAUAUAGAAAAGAGAAUAGGCUGGGAAGAACUCUUUUCUAUUCCAUCUAUCCAUGAGUUUCUUAAUCAUUAUCAUAAAAAAGACGAAAAAGCACUUUAAAAAAAGAAAUCAAUAGAAGAACUUACUCCAGAAUCAUUGAUUGUUACUCAAGAUGAAUCAGGUGAAAAUUAAGAGGAAUUAAAAAAAUAUGGAGAAUAAUGGAACCAUUAAAUUGACGAGUUAAAUAAGCAAAAAGAAUUAUCAUAAAAAGCAAAACGAAGAAUAGAAUUUGAGUUGUAAAAGGCUAAAUUCCUAGAUCAAGUUUCUAUCUUACUCAAAGAAUAAAGUUAGAAAUAUCCUUCACUUAUCCCGAAAGACAUAUAUUUAAAAUGUUAGUUUUUACUUAUAAAACGUGCUUGCAUCAUAUUGAGUGAUCUGCACAGAAUGAUAGCUUUUGAAGUAAAUAGUUAUGGAAGUGUUUAUAUAGAAGAAGAAUUAUGGAAGUCGUUUCUUUGCAACAAGGAUACCUCUUUAUAAGAGAAAAUUAUGAAAGAAAACACUAAUAGUGAUAAGAAAUUCUCAUAUUAUCAUAAUGAACUAGAUAGAGCUUAUAAACAACUAGAAAAUUUUGAAUAUUUUCAAAGAGAAGAUGCCUAUAUGCAGGUAUUUGAAGAAAAUCCAUGCUUGAUAUAAGAAUUUAAUGAUAAUUUUUUAAAACUCUUUUAAAUGCUUGCUGAAAAGGCAAUAAAUCUUAGAACAGAAGAAAAAAUUAUUGGGAAAAAAAAUGACGAGAUUUUAGAAUAAUACAAAAUAAAUAUAAUACUUAUUUAUUAUCUUAUGAUUAUUCUCUCCUUUAAAAAUGUAUUUAAUGACUCCGAAAUAAAUAUAACUGAGUUCUAUCAGAAUUGUAACUAAGUAGGUUGGAGUGAGCUCUUAAGCAGGAUUGAGCAAGCUUACAACAUGUGGUCACCUAUGAAAUAUAGUUGA